AUGCCAAUAUCUCAUCAUGAAGGUUGUGGAUGUAGGGAAGCUGAUGAAGUUUUAAAAGGGGGAGAAUUUUUAUUAAAAUAUAUAGAUAUAGAAAAGGUUACUUGUUUAAAUGAACAGAUACAUGGAUCAUGUAAAAAAAUUUUAAAACCAUAUGAAGAUAGAUUAUCUUCACCAUAUUGUGAAAGUGAUGCGGAUCACGAGUUGAUAAUAAAUAUUCCCUUUACUAACCCCUGCAAGAUCUCAAGUUUAUUUUUAAUUGGUGGUGAAGAAGGAACAUACCCAAGAAAAAUGAAAAUAUUUUCCAACAGAGAAGAUAUAGAUUUUGAAAAUAUUAACGAUUUUAAGUGCAUUCAAGAAAUAGAUUUGGCCGAAGAUUUUCAUGGGGCAGUUGAAUAUCCCUUAAAAGUAACAUCAUUAUUCAAUGUAAGCUAUUUGACCCUUUACUUUUGCGAAAAUUAUGGAGCAGAGACAACAAAAAUAUUUUACAUAGGACUUAAAGGUGUAGGCACUAAUUACACAAGAAAGGCAGUUGCAACGGUAUAUGAAGCUUCUCCAAAUUUAAAAGACCAUAAGAUUAAGGGUGCCGAUGAUGCAUUAAAAUUUUCCUUUGAUGCAUUUUAA
Plasmodium vinckei vinckei is the source of this 621-nucleotide messenger RNA. RefSeq names its product thioredoxin, putative. The coding region runs from base 1 to 621 and encodes 206 amino acids. The record is from RefSeq and is a predicted model, not a curated record. The transcript has 8 exons. NCBI's taxonomy places the organism in Eukaryota, Apicomplexa, Aconoidasida, Haemosporida, Plasmodiidae.